Adineta ricciae is the source of this 423-nucleotide messenger RNA. Lineage: Eukaryota; Metazoa; Rotifera; Eurotatoria; Adinetida; Adinetidae. The record is from the annotation of a GenBank genome assembly.
AUGUCUUCAAAGGAAUUAAAAGUUCCUGUACAAAGGGUGCGAAUUCGGAAGGCUAAUGAAACGACGAUAGAUACUCAUGAAAAGAACGUGGAAGUACGCCUGCUGUAUGACAAACCGAGAGAAACCUCGUAUCUUUGCGUGCACGCAGAUGAUGAGAGGAAACUUUUGUGUAACAUCCGUGACGUAAAAUUGAUUGAUGAGUCUUCAUCAAAAGACAUCGUAACUAUCUAUACUCCGAAAAAUACGGUCAUUAUAUUUUACGAUACCGAAAAAGAGGACGUGUUAAACUUUUUCUUUGAAUUACGAAAAAGAGUUGGAGGUGCAGAUGAUCAACCUGCCAAACCAGGUAUGUAUAUUCAUGGAAAGUUAUUGAAGAUAAUAAAACGCAUCUAUACUAUUCGCCACAAUUGGAACAAGGUAUGA